This is a messenger RNA of Arctia plantaginis, 1305 nucleotides long. The record is from the annotation of a GenBank genome assembly. NCBI's taxonomy places the organism in Eukaryota, Metazoa, Arthropoda, Insecta, Lepidoptera, Erebidae.
AUGUCCUUGGAAGAAGACAUGGUAGUUGAUUUUCCUAGUGAUUUUGAUUACGAGGAGGAGGAAGACGAGGAUGAUUACGAUGACUCGCCACUCUUCACACGUGAAUCUAUAUGCAGAGCGGAUUCCAAAAGAUCACCAGAUAAACAUAGAAAUGACAAAGACAAUGAAAAGAAGUUAGAAGAAAGUCGAAAGUGGUAUUUAAUAUACAAGACAACGAGAGGAAGUAUACAUGUAAAAGAAACGCGACGCCGCCGCCGGUCCUCCAUGGUGGAUAAUGUUUCUAGGUUGUCAUACUUUCAAUCCAACUUGUUCGCCACUAUAUUGGAAGACAUGUUACAACAGCUUCAUCUUUUAGGCAAAUGCAAUAUCGGGCUGCGUCUUUUAAAAGUACAGUACGAUAUGAAUGAGUUGCUCUGUGCCAAGUUCAGUGUUAAGCCAUCAAAAAUCAAAACUGAAAUAGACAAUAUAGAUGUAAAGGAUGUUGAUGGUGAACAACAUAAGCUGCUUAAACUGAUCGCUGAUAGACGAUUAUGCGGUAACGUCUUAAAGGAAACAUAUUUAGACCUAUCGCUAAACCAGAGCUUUUUUCAAUUGAGUAAACAUAUAAAAUCCGUAUUAUCUCGGGAGCAGAUCAACCAGAAGCUACUAGAAGAUGAAUCUACAAAUAAAAUAAAACGACGUGAAUUGUUGAGAAACUUACGACAUCAAAGGAAUCAUAUGAAAUCUUCUGUAUAUGAAACCAAUGCUUUCGAUUCGUCACUGCAGAGAGAGGCUCGCCAGCGGUACAUCGAUACAUGGCAAGAAGCGCGUUGUGAACAGCACACGUUUGGCAUUCAGAAUAAGGAAGCCGGCUCGUCUGGAGCGAUUGCGCAUUACCGAAGGAAAUGUGACGAAGAACAGCGCGUGCACUCUGAAGUGGAAAUGCUUGCUAACAUUCAGCUCAAUGAAACUUUGCAUCUCAUAGAAGAGGUGAUGCAAAAAUAUGAUAAGGAUAUAGAAGCAAUUGAUAUCAAACUGCAAAUAUUGAAAAAAAAAUUAGAAGAUCAAACUCAAACCAGGAUUGAAAUGGCGCAAAAGCUUGUUGACCACGAAAAAGAGAUAAGGGCAUGGCUACAGUUCAAAGAAGAACGCGAAAACCUUCGUCAGUAUCGCCUGAAAAUGACGAACGCAGCGAUAUCGGUGCAAUCGUGGUGGCGGGGUUUACUCGUCAGGCUAGAACUUGGACCAUAUAAUCCAAGAAUGAUGAAGAAGCUGGAGAAACAGAAAAAAAACAAACAGAAACAAGAGAAACAGAAGAAAAAGUGA